Messenger RNA from Humulus lupulus (European hop), 1083 nucleotides. RefSeq lists its product as uncharacterized. Gene Ontology annotation, molecular function: protein binding. NCBI's taxonomy places the organism in Eukaryota, Viridiplantae, Streptophyta, Magnoliopsida, Rosales, Cannabaceae. The transcript is spliced from 3 exons. The record is from RefSeq and is a predicted model, not a curated record. The coding region runs from base 146 to 943 and encodes 265 amino acids.
CCGACUGAAGAUAAGCCACUGACUUUCCUGUGAAGACCUUGAUUCUGCAAAGUCCUAAAUCCCAAUAUAAGAUUAAACCCUGAUCCUAAUUCCUAACCCUAAUUUUGUUGUCUAAAUCGGAGCUGCUCAAUUGGUGACGUUGAGCAUGGCGCUUCAUGGAUCUAGCUUCUGUUGCAAGGGAAAUGUCUUUUCUAUGGAGCUUACUACUAUGCCUCGUUUAGGCAUUAAGAGUUUUAAGAAGCUUGCUCAUCUUUCAUCAACUUUUCCGAAGCAAUCCAGUUAUGCAGUUGCCGAGUAUUCUAAAAGAAGGCAAAAAUUCCAGCUUUUUCCUGGUUGUUGUCAUCUCGAUAUGCGAAAUGGAAGUUCCACAAUCUUGAUUCAGAAUUCACGUCUCCUUUCGUUGAGACCAUGCCAAGUUAAAGGGGAGGAUGUAGAAGGCAGCUCAAGUGGUGAGAGCCUCAUACUUGACCUCGAAACUUUGGAGCGGGAUCUGAAUAUUGCCAUUGCUGAGGAGAACUAUGCCAAAGCAGCAAGAAUUAGGGACAGCCUCAAACUUCUCCAAGAGGACAGCAAUACUGCCGUACUGGCUGCAAAUGCUCGAUUUUACGAUGCAUUCAGAUGUGGCGAUCUUGCUAGGAUGCAAACCCUUUGGGCAAAAGGUGAUGAGGUUUGUUGUGUGCACCCAGGUCCGAGGGGAAUAUCUGGUUAUGAUGAUGUAAUGACUAGUUGGGAAUAUGUAUGGGCAAACUAUGAAUUUCCUCUGUUUAUUGAGCUAAAAGAUAUUAAAGUUCAUGUUAGAGGUGAUAUGGGAUAUGUCAACUGCGUGGAAUUGGUUAAGACAAAAGGUAGCAGUUGGGGGGGACAGUUUGUGACAAACGUGUUCGAGAGGAUUGAUGGUCAAUGGUUUAUCUCUAUUCACCAUGCUUCACCUAUUGACUUGUGAAGUUUGUAGUUUUCAAUGCUUGCAGCAAUGAGUUUCGGUACAAUGUGCCAUAGAGUAGAGAUAAAGAACUCUUUCAUUGUAUUCUUUAGUCAAAUUAUGGUAUGAAAAAUAUAAAGAACUCUUUGUGAUCUUAUUCUUGA